GUCAGACCCCUUACACACAGGCAGAGAAAAGGAGAGAUUUCAUAUCCCCAGCAGCAGCCUGAGUGAGGCACCUCCUUCUGUGGGAUGGACACAGCUGCAGCAUUGUACAUUACCCUCUGCAAUUGCUGCCCAUGCACCAUUCACUUAGGGCUCUCCAGCCUGCAGAGGUCAGGGGAUUGCACAGCAGAGGACCCCCAGCUCCAGUGCUCAGAAAUGAGGAAAAUGUAAGGCUCCUCCGAUGGGGACUUCGCUGAAGAACCUCAGGAGGAUCAGGCUGGGGAAGCUGAAAAUCGUGCGCAGACGCCUUCUCCAGCACUAUGAGCAUCAGCCGUUCAUCUCCCUACUGGCGGGCCUGUACAGCUGCCGGUGGAAGCGGUACCAGCGCCAGAAGGCGGAGCCUGGACAGUGCUGCUGUGUGAGGACAGAGGGCCUCUUCUUCGUCCUCCUGAUCGGGGCUUUCUGCCUCUCCUUGGUCUUCUUGUACUUCUGGGGUGAAGCAAAGAAUGACUAUAAUGACUUUGACUGGUAUACGUAUAGGAGUCUGGGAUACUGGUUCCUGUGGUCGGUAUUAAUCUUAGUGGUGGUAGCUGUUUUAUUUACAUACAUUGGAAUAUUAGUGGUUUUGGCGGUAUGUCUGCUCUCGGAAGGCCAGCAGCUGUACCUGCACUGGAGCCACAAGGUCGGGACGCUGGUUGUCCUCUUACUCUUUAUUAUUGCACUUGCGGUCCUGUCUAAUUUGUGGGGUGAAGAAUGGGCGACCGUGCGUCUCUCAUUCCAGGUGACCGCUCCUUAUCUGCACAUUGGUUCUCUUGCGGCAAUGACUCUGUUAUCCUGGCCGGUUAUUCUGUACUUCGUCAGGAUGAGCACCAAAGUCACUCAGGUGGUGAUCAUAGGCCCGUAUCUCGCCCUGCUGCUCGUCCUGUAUUUUAUCCCGUUGGGAAUGUACUCGCCCUGCAUCAGGGAGGAGGGGACACUGGGAGUAAAACCCCUGCUGAUAGGACACAGAGGACUGCCCACACUGGCACCAGAAAAUACCAAGAUGUCAUUUGAGAAAACUAUUGAAUAUGGCGGUGACGGCCUAGAAACUGAUGUGACUAUGAGCUUUGACGGCGUUCCCUUUCUUAUGCAUGACAGCACUUUAAAGAGAACUACGAACGUCCAGGAAAUCUUUCCCAACCUGACCAACGCCAAUGCCGCCAUGUUAACCUGGGACAUACUGGAGUCUCUUAAUGCCGGGAAGUGGUUCACACAGAAACCACCGUUUUCCUCCAUGGAUUCCCUAUCAGAUCAAGAUAAGCAAUUAGCGAGGAAUCAGUCUGUUUACAAACUGAGUGACUUGUUAAGGCUUGCUAACCGUGCCAAUAAAACGGUGAUCUUUGACCUUUACCGCCCUCCUAAGGAUCACCCUUACAGAGACUCCUGGAUUAACCGGACCCUAGAGGUCAUCCUCAAUGAAACCACGAUUGAUCCAAAACUGGUCUUGUGGCUGGCAAACGAUAUGAGGUUCUUUGUCCAGUCUGUGGCGCCGGGAUUCCAGCAGACUCUGGGCUUCAAAGCGACCGUUGAAGAACUUGUCAGCAAUCACAUUGUGAAACUGAACCUGCCGUACAGCCAGAUGUCCCAGCAAGACAUUAGGAUGUAUGCCGCUGCCAAUAUUACCACCAAUCUGUAUGUGGUCAGUGAGCCGUGGCUCUUUUCCCUGGCCUGGUGCUCGGGGGCCUAUUCCGUCACCACCAACUCUGUAAACACACUGAAGAAGAUGGACAGGCCCAUGUUCCUCUUGACUCCAGCUCAGUACAGUUUAAUGUGGAUCCUCACCGAUAUCGUCUCUGCUGUGCUGAUUGCAAACAUCUUUCUCCUGCACUGGUGGAGAGAGAGAGGCUUCUCCUGCUGCCCAGAAAGUAACGAGAUUCCUGAUAGCGGAUUUUACGACACAUUUAAAACUGAGCUGGAUAUGUCUGUCUCUGAAGACAGUUAUGUCAGGAGUAUCCCAACCACCCCAAAUGCAAGAUCUAACACUGACAACAUGGGUUCUGCAGAGAUUGCCUGAGAUAGAGUCAGCCCGGAUACUGCACUCACUGCUCCACUAGUGAUCACCCUGUGAUAACCUUCACUCUAGAUUCAUGUGGGACUGCGACUCUCAUUGCUGUGAUAGGAGCCUGGAACUUGAACUACAGACGUUCUGUUAUUUAAUGCGCUUUGCUCGCACAUCGUGGUAGCCGGACCAAUGUUCAUGAGAACGUGGCCCAUCUGUUUACUAAGAAACUCACCAUUUUCAUAGUGAUUGGUCUAGCCUACAAAAUGGCUGCCGUGUUUGCACAAUGGAUUCACUUCAACGUUUUGCUGGGCUAUCCUGUUGUUUUGCUGCUAGUAUCUAUCCUAGUCCAUUGGCCACAUUCAAGAGUGUCAUUGGUAUUUUCUUAAGGGAUCCAGUGACGCGAAGACUCCAUCAAUCUGUUUACCUUAUCCUGAAUAUUUAAUUUACUUUCCCUUCUCCCUCAUACUACAGUUCUAGACCUGCAACUCUGAGGUGUUGACGUCGUUCUACAAUGUUAAUUCUUUCUGCUCCUCCUUGUUCAGUAGCCGACAUAUUAGGUACUGGCAAUUCAAAAUGUCUCACACUAGGAAGCAAUGGUGAUGAAUAUUGGUGCUGGAGCAGGAGAAAGUUGACACCUCAUAAGCAACAAGGAUAAGAAGACCUACACCUUGGAAUGAUGAAGCAGUCAAGUAAUAUGACCAUGGGGGAGAUGUACUAAAGCUGAAAAUGUGGACAAAAAUCUGAAAAUCCCAUUUUCUGAGUCUUGUCCGCAUUUCCAUAUGUACCAAGCUCCGGAAUGCAUCGUUGGGAGCCGGUGGGUAAUGCCAUGUUUAUGUGCCAUUACCCCUUUUACAAUACCGCCCAGGAGGGAUGCAAUCCGAUACUUCCCAGCACCCACGUGGUGCAUGCGUCACUCUGAAGAAGGGCUCCAGGAUCCUAAACCCGGAAGUCCUUCUAUCGCAAAGGACAGCUCUAUUGGGAGAGCUGUCCUUCACGAUUUUAAUGCCGGAAUGUACCCGAUAAGUGGUGGGAUGUAUCGCAUUGUGGAUGCAAUGCUAAGUACAUCCCGCCCCAUGUGAGAUGCCUUUAAUCAUGUACACCAAUGACUACAGUGUGUACUAAAGGAGAUAUUUAUCAAACCUUCUAAAGAGAACAAGGGGAGCUGUUGCCCAUAGCAACCAAUCAGACACUAGUUAUUUAUGCCGCACAGUCCAUAAAGUUAUAGUUAGAAUAUGAUUGGUUGCUAUGGGCAACUCCUCCCCUUGUUCUCUUUAUCAGGUUUGAUAAAUCUUCCUGUAUGUGAGGUGGUGAGACUUCAUGUUUCUGUAGUGCUACAUAGUACUAGGGCACUCACACUUUUAGUCAUAUUGCAGUAGAUUAAUCAAGAUAUCAAUCUUGUGGCUGAUGUGGAGUUGAUCAGAGUUGUCUGUUUGCGUAAUUCACAGAGUGUAUGCUCAGAAAAUAGAGGCCAGUGUGCAAAUGAUAAGAGGCAUAUAUUUUAUACUUACUGUAGAACAGAUGCAAGAAUUCAAGGUGUGUACAGCUGUGUGUAUGUGCAAAUAUAUGCUAUCUUUCCAGGUGCCUCCCAUUACUUACACCUCUGCAGCGGCCACUUUGUAUUUUACUUCUAUCUGUUUUCAGAUCACUCAAGAUUUUAGCUCAUUGUUUCUCCAAAGCAGUGUCUAUACUGCUUCACAUUGGAUCAAAAAAAACCUGUCCUAUACCAAUAAGCUCCAGUAAGAUGAAACAGUCUGUAGGUUGUAUUCUGGCUCCACACUUGUCCCUUGCCAUGCUGUGAAUACCUUGGACUUUAAGGGUGACAAUAGAUGAAGCUCGUUUGAAUAUUGCCACUAGCAAGUACCUUUAAUAAGCUUCUAAAAAUUAAAAGUAGAGCUGUUGCCCAUAGUAACCAAUCAGUUUCUGUUUAUCAUUUCUAUAUUGCAUCCUAGAAAAAUAUGGACAAAAUGUGAUUGGUUGUUAUGGGCAACACCACUACUUUUUACCACUAGUGGGCAAUGAGGAUGGUAGUCUCCAGCACUUCAGACUGAUUUUGGGAGCAUAUUAUAGCAAAAAAAAAUUUUCAGAACCAAGGUAGAGAAUUUUACCUGCUGUAUUCUAGAGGGUUUAAAAAAAAAAGUAUUUUCUAAUCAGAUAGCACAAUAUGUAUUAUCAACAAGAAGUACGGGGAUGUUGCUAAAAUGUCGACAUUCCAAAUGUGGAUACUGUAAUGUCUGCAAGUUGAAAAUAUCGACACAUUUAUAAUGUCGACAAUUACCAUGCCCUUUUAUUUUGUAUAAUUUAUGUCCAGUUUGCAUCCAACUUGGGGCCACAUGUAAUAGAGUGAGUUUCAGAAAGUGAGAGAUUUGGUAAGGUUUUACAGUUUUUUUUAAAGUGGCAAUCAUUUACACUGCAAAACCAGGUUGAGCUUGCAAAACCUUACUAAAUCUCUCACUUUUUGAAACUCUCACUCUAUUACAUUUGGCCCCAGGUGUUAGCUUCCCCCAAAGCAAAGCGCAACGCCAAACGCAUCACCCUUUGGCUUUAAACACCAGAAAGUGAGCUUGUGUUUGAAAUUGCCCUUGACAGACAAUUAAAUGCAUUUUCACAAAGAAAAAGAAACAAUGUGAGGCCACGCGUUUCAGUGAACGAGCCUUCCUAACUUUCAUUUUCUCAUUAAAGAAAAAAAUAUUAGCACAUGAAGAACAAAAAAAAGCUGCUGCUACUAAGGACACCAGGUCCACAUUGGAGUCACAUUUGGUAUUGGAGAAAAAGAAUAUCAUUGUUUAUUUUAUAUCGUUAGUUAUAUAUAUUUCUCUAACGUCCUAGUGGAUGCUGGGAACUCCGUAAGGACCAUGGGGAAUAG
Molecule: messenger RNA, 4901 nt
Organism: Pseudophryne corroboree (corroboree frog)
Lineage: Eukaryota; Metazoa; Chordata; Amphibia; Anura; Myobatrachidae
Gene: GDPD4
Product: glycerophosphodiester phosphodiesterase domain containing 4
Exons: 16
Coding region: 239-2050 (603 amino acids)
Biological process (GO): lipid metabolic process
Cellular component (GO): membrane
Molecular function (GO): glycerophosphodiester phosphodiesterase activity
Source: RefSeq, a predicted model, not a curated record